GAACAGAUUAGCCUUCUCUUGUGCUCCUGUGCCUGUUCCAGAGGGCAAAUUCCUCCACAACUGAUCCUCUACCUGGAUGAGAAGAGGAGAAUUGCAUGGAAAAAGUGCAAGCCAGAACAGCCCAGUCUGGAUGGAACGUGGCUAUGCAUACAAGUACCCUUCAUUCCAAUUUGACUGCAGCACAGCAGGAGCAGAUUCCGAUUCGCAUGAACUUUAUUUGAGUUGGAUAUUCCUAAAUCCCACCCCUGACUCCUUUCUUAAAAGGGAUUGAAUUUCCUUUGCUUAUGUUUCUCUGAAGAGGAGUAGUAUACGUGUACAUUUUUUUCAGGAAGAGAGUGGGACGCUCUUCUGCUCUCAGCCCGAAUGUGGAUUUACUGCUUGGAUCGAAUGAGCUCACAUCUCACACUGCCGGGAGAAAAACACUGCAUUUUCUCCCCACAAAGGAUUUAUACCUAAAUAAGUUUGCGUGAGUUAGAGGCACCCCAGACUCAUGGCCUGGCUGCUUCUUAGGACUUGCUUCCCAAAAAUUGCCCCCAGAGGCAAACUUUCUUAUAAAACUAGAGCGUGGAGCAGUGGAGGGCUGACUGCAUACAUGCCAGAAGCCACAGCUUUCCCUGGCCCACCAAAGGACCACCAAGGAUUGUAUCAAGUGUCUGUGGAGCAAACAGAUGCAUUCUGGGGAGCAUUAGGAAGAAGCCGGCUUACGUGGAGCAAUCCUUUUCAUUCUGUUCAUAACUGUAACCUACAACAAGGCCACGUGUCCUGGUUCCUUGGAGGGAAGUUAAAUGUAUCAGUCAACUGUUUGGAUCGACAUGUCCACAAAGGCCCAAAUAAAGUGGCCCUCAUCUGGGAGAAAGAUGAGCCGGGCCAAGAGGAUCGAAUUACAUAUAGGGAAUUGUUGGAGAUGACAUGCCGGAUUGGGAACACCUUAAAACGGCAUGGGGUGAGGAAGGGUGAGCGAGUCACCAUUUACAUGCCCCCGUGUCCAAUGGCUGUGGCAAGUAUGCUGGCCUGUGCCCGGAUUGGAGCAAUACACGCGGUGGUAUUUGCUGGAUUCAGUUCUGUUGCGCUGGCUGACAGAAUCCGAGACGCUCAGUCUGAAACAGUGAUCACAGUAAACCAAGGUUUGCGUGGAGGCAAGGUUGUCAAACUAAAGCAGACAGUGGACGAGGCUGUAAAAUUGUGUCCCAUGGUGAAGCGAGUAUUUGUUUCAAUGAGGACAGAUGAGAAAGUGCCCAUGUCAAGCCUGGAUUUACCACUGGAAGAGGAGAUGAUGAAAGAGGAUGUGCACUGUGAGCCUGUUGCCUUGGAGAGUGAAGAUGUUCUGUUCCUCCUCUACACUUCAGGAAGUACUGGAAAACCCAAAGGACUGGUCCACUCUCAGGCAGGCUAUUUGCUGUUUGCUGCCGUCACACACAAGUAUGUAUUUGACUACUGUGAUGGAGAUGUUUUUGGCUGCGUCGCAGACAUUGGUUGGAUCACAGGACACAGCUAUGUGGUGUAUGGACCAUUGUGCAAUGGAGGAACUACAGUCCUUUUUGAGAGCACUCCAGUGUAUCCUAAUCCAGGGCGUUACUGGGAAACUGUGGAGAGGUUAAAGAUAAAUCAGUUCUAUGGAGCACCUACAGCUAUUCGUCUACUACUUAGACAUGGUGAUGAGUGGGUAAAAAAAUAUGACAGAUCUUCCCUCAAAAUACUUGGAUCAGUGGGAGAACCUAUCAACACGAAAGCCUGGGAGUGGUACUUCAAUGUGGUUGGAGACGGCCGGUGUCCAGUAGUUGACACAUGGUGGCAAACCGAAACAGGAGGCAUCUGUAUUGCUCCUCGACCUUCAAACCCUGGGGAUGAGAUCCUUCCAGCCAUGGCCAUGAGACCAUUUUUUGGCAUCAGACCUUCCCUUCUGGAUAACAAAGGAAAUGUUUUAUCACAGAAUGAUGUCUCUGGAGCUCUCUGCAUUUCUCAGGUCUGGCCAGGCAUGGCAAGAACCAUAUACAAUGAUCACCAGAGGUUCCUGGAGACCUACUUGAUGCCUUUCCCAGGAUAUUUCUUCACUGGGGAUGGAGCAUAUCGGACAAGUGAAGGAUACUAUCAGCUGACAGGCCGGCUUGAUGACGUCAUCAAUGUCAGUGGGCACAGGCUGGGUACUGCUGAGAUAGAAGAUGUCCUGAAUAAGCAUCAGGCAGUGGCAGAGUCAGCUGUGAUUGGAUAUCCUCACGAGAUCAAAGGAGAAGGUGCCUAUGCAUUCAUUGUGCUGAAGAAGGGUUCUCAUCUCUCCCAACAGAGCCUGAUUCCUGAGCUUCAGGGUCUGGUUUCAAAAGAGAUUGCAAAAUAUGCAGCACCGGAAUACAUUCAGGUAGCUCGACAUCUGCCAAAGACACGCUCAGGGAAGAUUAUGCGGCGGGUUCUGAAGAAGAUUGUAGAAGACAAAGCAGAUGAACUUGGAGAUCUGACAACUCUGGAUGAUCAUGAGGCAGUGAAAGAGAUCAUUGAGGGUCAUAAGCAACUUCUGCAGAAACAGCAGAGCCAGUAGUGCAAGAGCUCCCAAGCACCCAAAGCUGCAUCAAGAGUAUCUUGCAAGCAGCAGCCUUUCCGCUGCUGUAAUCCCUUGCAGAGGGGAAAGGGACUUGAUUCACUGUAAAUGAAGAACAGCUAAAGUAGCCAAUCAUAUUUUCCAACAGGAAAAGGGAACGUAGAGGCAGUUGCAAAGCAAAAGGGAAAGAGUAUGCUGGAGACCAGGUUCCUUUCUUUUCCCAAACCUUUCCCAGCGGUCAGUGCAUGUGCUCCAAGGUUCACAUAAAAAAUUGAAACUGAGGUCUGCAAUGAAGGAAAUGCGAAACAUUCAAGUCAACACUCUUCACAUUUAGACAGACUUCCAAGUUUACUUUAUUCCACAUUCUGAAGGAAAACACCCUUCAGAUUUUAUUGCUUGACAACACUGAUCAAGUGGUUAACAUAUGAAGGACAAUAUGUGGAUGGAGAAAAGGUACUUGAAUAGGAUGCUAUGCAGAAGCCUCUCCUGUUGACUGUCAGAGGCUUUAUCCCUUCUAGCAUCUCAACUUUUAAACAACACAGGAUACACACUUUUUCCAAGUUUUGUUUCUGAGACCACUCUUCCCCUUAAUAUUAACCCAGAGAGGACUAGAACACUUUUUAAAAAUCCAAAUAAAUCUCAAACCCACAUAA
Molecule: messenger RNA, 3183 nt
Organism: Varanus komodoensis (Komodo dragon)
Lineage: Eukaryota; Metazoa; Chordata; Lepidosauria; Squamata; Varanidae
Product: acetyl-coenzyme A synthetase 2-like, mitochondrial
Exons: 14
Coding region: 491-2530 (679 amino acids)
Cellular component (GO): mitochondrion
Molecular function (GO): AMP binding; acetyl-CoA synthetase activity
Source: RefSeq, a predicted model, not a curated record